Candidozyma auris is the source of this 2160-nucleotide messenger RNA. RefSeq names its product Bul1p (gene BUL1). The transcript has a single exon. Gene Ontology annotation, biological process: protein polyubiquitination; protein monoubiquitination. Gene Ontology annotation, cellular component: ubiquitin ligase complex. Gene Ontology annotation, molecular function: ubiquitin-ubiquitin ligase activity. The record is from RefSeq and is a predicted model, not a curated record. The coding region runs from base 1 to 2160 and encodes 719 amino acids. Lineage: Eukaryota; Fungi; Ascomycota; Pichiomycetes; Serinales; Metschnikowiaceae.
AUGAACCGGAAAGAUGAUCGGAAAGAUGACAACGACGACGACGGCGACUCCUCCAAGCCAAUGUGUAAACCUCAGGAUCCCAUCUGGACCAUCUUGCCCUCCUACUACAUGUAUCACUCCACAUUUACUGGAGACCAGGACCCUCCGCAGUACACGGAACAGUCUGAUAAUUUUGCAAGGCCAGGCUCGUAUUCGAAGUGUGAUAGCUCUAGUAGGGUUGUCUCCUCUCACUUGUCUAGCGAAUUGAACACAGAAAUCACCAGCGUGUCUCAGAGUGAUACGAGUUACCGAAACAACUCAAGAUCCGAUCUGGUUGGUCUGAGUGACGGCAGCUUCAUUGUGGCCGAUGAGUCCAGCAGCUCUUGGAGAGAAACAAUUUUGGAUAACUUUUCACACUUGCGUAAUUUGACAGGCACGGAUAAUGAAAUGUCCAAUGCGGUGAAGUUAUCCUUUCACUUCACGAAAGACGUGGGUGAGCGUGGUGUAAAGCCUGAGAUAAUUGACCCUUCCCUUUACGAAUAUAAGCAAGGAGACUAUUUAAAUGGGUUUAUCUAUAUCAAGAACGAAGGCACCAAACCGAUUCCUUUUGAUAUGUUCUAUGUGCAUUUUGACGGAAACUUCAUUGUAUCGGACAAAAAUAACGUCAAGUCGAGGCAGCCAAUCAAGAUACGCAAGUUCUUGGAAAUGUAUGAUUUCGCUGCAUCUUGGAAUCCUGUCUCGGUAAAUCGUUUGCUUUCAGAAAAAGAUAAUACUUACUGUUGCCCAUAUUUGUUCGACCCUUUGGACAAGUCCCAGUUGUCCAUUGGUCCUGAAAGGAUGGUGUAUCCUGGCAUUCUUUACAAACGAUUUUUCACUUUUAAAAUCCCUACUAGAUUGCUAGACACAGAAUGCAACGAUCACAAUCUUCCUGGCCAUACAGAAUUGCCUCCGACGUUAGGAACUUGCCCGACUGAAAGGGAACAAUGGAAAAAGUCGGACAAAAUGAUCAACGACUUUUCUUUUGUAGAUACCUCGAUUAGCCAUGGCUUAUGGGCCAGAUUCAUCGGUAAAGCUUCGAAAUAUGAUGCUACCAUGACUGAUGCCAAGGGAUGCAAGUUGAUAAACGCUAAGGGUGAUGAGUUCGUCAUCUUAAAGGAAGCAGGAUCUUUCAUCCGUAUCCUUCAGGAGACUAAUAUUCCUAGCGAUGCGGAGAAGAUGGCCAAUAAUAGAGUCACCAGGGUCACGUACGACAAUUUUGUGGAGCAAAUUAAGGAGCGCAUUGCCGUUGGAAAAGAGCUUUGUAAAGCGAUCAAGACUUUGGAUUGCAGAGAUGACGCUCUUCUUUGUCACCGUAUCGCCGCAGAAGAAGCUGUACAACGGGAAGCCCGUAAUGAUCAUGUCAAGUCACAACAACUAUUCACAAGAGAUUCACACGCCCGUGAUGUGAAAGCUACUUAUCACGUUCCGAAGUCAUAUGAUAUUGCUAUUCCUUACCGAAAGAAAUCACUCUUUAGCAGGUCUAAAGAGCUAGGCUCAAUAAUGCUCUCGACCCCAAAAAUCGAUUACCUCUUGAGCUAUAUUUCACCGAAGCGGUUUAGAACUAGAGGACCUAUAGACCCAUCUUCCUGGAAAGUCGAGAUUCCUUUCGAAAUUACAUAUUCGCCAUGUCGCAAUCGAGAUGAUGUCGAAGUAAAGCCACCUGAGAUUCUCUCAGUAUAUGGUGAAUUGGUGGUGUUCACAUUAAAAUCAAACAAUCGCCCAAUUCCAAUAGAAUUGAAUCAUGAGUUCUUGUUCAAGAAUACGUCUAAGAUGGAUGAUUGUGGUCAAUCAAUUGAUGAUUUUACACAUAUUGUAAAGCAUCCUAUGCAACAAUAUGCGGGAGAGUUGUAUAAUUUGUUCAAGGUCUUGGGCACCACAAACUUUCAGGUCCAGAAAGGCAUGGUCGAGGAUCUUGCCGCAUUGUCUAAAGUCGAGGAGAAAUAUAACAGACUUGUCCUUGAAGACAUGUGUGUAAAAGACGAGUCUACAGCCGCAAAUCCAAAGCCUUGUGUCAAUGGGGUAAAGAUUCCAUGGAGCCGUCUGGACGGUGAUCUGUAUAAGAAAAAAAUUUUCACUUUGCGUCGAUGUCACCAAGGCCAAAAAGAUGCUGGUGGAUGCCCCGCCCAAGGGAAAGGAUUAUAA